GAUCCAACCAAAGGUUUUGCGUUGAAACUAUUAUCACCGAAAAAAAAUUCUUUCCGAUGAACUGAUUCACUCUCUUCAAGCUUGAAAACAGAAAAGAAAUGAGUACGAACCGUACGAACGAAUUCACGUCGAACCGAAAUAAAUUUUGCUUCUGAAAACAACCACCGCUUAGACGUUUGUAGAGAUAACAAGCAACAAAAAAUGCCAGUCAGCUGCGUUUGGAACAUUGAUAGUCAUAUAUCUGUUGUCAGCAGAGUAGCUUUUAUUAUAUUAUGCAAGUUUUUUUUAACAAUCAUCUACAAACGAAUAUUUCUAGCUUAUUCGUUGUAAGUCCCACUAGGCGAACAACAGCUGCGAGAACCAACUUUAAAAAUGGAUCGCCCAGAAUAGGUCCCUUUCGAAUGGUACGCUGAAUUCAUUACCUGUAUUACAGGAAGUCAAAUAAAUUAACACUGAGGGAUAUAAGGCGAAGACAUCUCCUCUAUUUUUCAAGUCCGCACGCGAACGAUUGCUUGCAAAAAAGUGAACCAUAAAUAAUCUUAUCAGUUGCGCACCGUCACGUCACCACCAAAAGCUGUGCUGCUGUGGCUACCAGGUAUGAGAAACUAGUGACCACAUCCAAUAUCACACGCAGCAGUUUCCCAACGCACUCUGAAGAUGAACGACCAGCAGAUUCGUGAGGCAUUCGAUCUCGCCCUAGAGCUGACCAAACAGUGCGGACCAAUUGUGCUGGAAGGUUUUCACAACUCGUCGAAGGAUGUAGCCAGCAAGGGCCGCCACUUGGAUCUGGUCACGGAGUACGACCGCGGGGUGGAGGAUGUGUUGAUUGAGGGAUUGAAAAAACGCUACCCCGAUCAUCGGAUGCUGGGCGAGGAAAGUUCGACCAAGGCCAGUCGCAAGGAAGCCCUCGACGACAGGCCAACGUGGAUCAUUGAUCCCAUCGAUGGAACGGUGAACUUUGUUCGCGGUGUGAAAUUCAUCGCCAUUUCGGUGGCACUUGUGGUGGCGAAGAAGCUGAAGAUUGGCAUACUGUACAAUCCGUGCCUGGAUGAGAUGUACACGGCGAUUGAUGGACAGGGAGCGUUUCUGAAUGGCAAAAAGAUUAGAGUUAGUGGGAUCGAAGACCUAAAAAGUGCGUUGGUUGGGCAUGAACUUACGAUUGCCAGCCACCCGCUCGCCCGACCGCACAUGUUGGGUCGCGGAGAGGAGUUCAUCAAGGAAUGUGUCGGCAUAAGGGCACUGGGUUCCGCUGCCCUGUCGUUGGGGUACCUGGCAAGUGGCAACCUGGACGCUUACAGCAUCGAAUAUCUGAAACCGUGGGACAUAGCAGCGGGAGCGAUUAUCAUACGGGAAGCUGGCGGCGUAGUUAUGAACAUCAACGGGGGCGAGUACGAUAUUCUGAAGCCGGAUAUCAUCGCCGCUAGCAGUGAGAAGUUGGCGCAACGAUUGCUUGAAAUCGUUAGGCAAGUGAACGAUAAGGUUAAUCAAAAGCAAGUGCAGUAAUAGUUGUUUCGGUUACACGCUGCAGAACAAUGGAGGUUUACAACAAACUAGGUUUACCCACGAUUGUAUGCAAUGGCAAGAAAUCUCAAGGUUUAUACAACUAGAAACAAGUUGAUUCUUCUCUAUUAGUGUUGAAUUUAAUCUCGAAUUAAAAAAGCACGCUAAUAAAGUAUAUACAAAAAAAUAAUUCUAAAAUGUAUUCUUUAGCAACUUUAUGCAAUAUGUUUGACAAAAGAUACCAUGAACAUUAAAAACAAUUCCAAUAUAUUAUGUAUCAAUGUUUAGCCGUCUAGUAAUAGUCAAGGAGCUAAGCUGACCUUGGUAGGUUUUGUCCUACUAUUGUAAGAGUUUCUACCUUCAUUUUUCUAGAACAACAAACAUUAUUUCUAAAAAAAAACUUCUGUAAAAAUGGGGCAAAACCGGUCAAAGCUGUCAUUAAAUUUUCUUUUAUUUGGUUUGAUAUCAUGAGUGUACCAUAUUGUUCGCAGUUAAGCCGUUU
Molecule: messenger RNA, 2002 nt
Organism: Armigeres subalbatus
Lineage: Eukaryota; Metazoa; Arthropoda; Insecta; Diptera; Culicidae
Exons: 3
Coding region: 658-1503 (281 amino acids)
Biological process (GO): phosphatidylinositol phosphate biosynthetic process; inositol metabolic process; signal transduction
Molecular function (GO): inositol monophosphate 1-phosphatase activity
Source: RefSeq, a predicted model, not a curated record